This is a messenger RNA of Solanum lycopersicum (tomato), 1078 nucleotides long. RefSeq names its product rac-like GTP-binding protein ARAC7. Gene Ontology annotation, molecular function: GTPase activity; protein kinase binding; GTP binding. Gene Ontology annotation, biological process: regulation of actin cytoskeleton organization; regulation of cell shape; small GTPase-mediated signal transduction. Gene Ontology annotation, cellular component: cell projection; cytoskeleton; cytoplasmic vesicle. The record is from RefSeq and is a predicted model, not a curated record. Lineage: Eukaryota; Viridiplantae; Streptophyta; Magnoliopsida; Solanales; Solanaceae.
UUCUUGAAACUAUAAGAGGGGGCGGGGUCCUCUAUCUAUAUCUUAUGUCUUAUUGUUGGGGUUUCAACAUACUCUUCCUUCUCUGAUACUCUCCUUUUCUUUUUGAACUUGAAAAGACAGGUGCUUAUAAUCUGGAAACUUUUUGAGAAAUAUGAAUGCUUCAAAGUUCAUCAAAUGUGUAACUGUAGGCGAUGGUGCUGUUGGCAAGACCUGCAUGCUCAUUUGUUACACCAGUAACAAGUUCCCUACUGACUAUGUUCCAACUGUAUUUGACAAUUUCAGUGCCAAUGUAGCUGUGGAUGGGAGCAUUGUCAAUUUGGGUUUGUGGGAUACUGCAGGUCAAGAGGAUUAUAGCAGGCUGAGACCACUAAGUUACAGGGGUGCAGACAUUUUUGUACUAGCUUUCUCUUUAAUAAGUAGCGCAAGCUAUGAAAAUGUUCUUAAAAAGUGGAUGCCUGAACUUCGUCGUUUUGCACCCAAUGUCCCAAUUGUACUUGUUGGAACUAAAUUAGACAUUCGAGAAGAUAAUCGCUAUCUAGCAGAUCAUAUGGGCUCAAAUAUUAUAACACCUGCCCAAGGGGAAGAGCUAAGGAGACAAAUUGGUGCAGCAGCUUACAUAGAGUGCAGCUCUAAAACUCAACAGAAUGUGAAAGCUGUUUUUGACACUGCAAUCAAGGUUGUGCUUCAGCCACCUAGGAGGAAGGAGGUAGUGAGGAAGAAAAGGCAAAGAAGCACUGGUUGUUCAAUUGUCAGGGGGAUCGUUUGUGGAGGCUGUGUUGCUUAGGAAAGUUUAGGAUUUGAUGUUCGUGAUAUGUAUCCUUCCAACAUGAUCUGACUCAAGCUCUUCCCAAUUGUUUUUUUGCGGUACAAGCCAAAGCUGGAACUUGCAUUAUUAUGAUAUAGCUGACGAAGAUUGUAUUGUAUUACCUGUUUUGUAGCACAAACUAUUUGUGGAGAAGCAGAGGAAAAUGUUGAUUUCCUCAAGUUAUGUAUUUUUAAUGUGUUGGUCUUGUGGAUACACUGUUAACUUGGUUAAAGGAAUAUCAUCCCAAAUGCACUUCUUAUCUUUUACGAUAAA